Molecule: messenger RNA, 1185 nt
Organism: Kuraishia capsulata CBS 1993
Lineage: Eukaryota; Fungi; Ascomycota; Pichiomycetes; Pichiales; Pichiaceae
Exons: 1
Coding region: 1-1185 (394 amino acids)
Biological process (GO): rRNA methylation
Cellular component (GO): mitochondrion
Molecular function (GO): RNA binding; RNA methyltransferase activity
Source: RefSeq, a predicted model, not a curated record
AUGUAUCUGGUGUUUCCUGGCUUUAAUAUGAGUUUUCAUUCAAAAAGAUCAUUCAGCACUGCGCUGCUGUGCUGCGAGAUUAAAGCACCUUUUAAAACUAAUGUGAAUUCAAAGGGACCCGUUAGGUUCGACAAGAACUUUCCCGUCUACGAGAGAACAAAGGCAUGGGAUCGGGAAGGCAUGGACAAAGAUACUUUCUUCAGAAAAAAAUACGCGCACAUACAUGUGAAGCAAAAGGCUAUUAGAGACGAAAGACGUAUGGUGAGGGAAGCCAAAUUGGAGGGGAAGAUGGACUCUAGACCUACGAGGUUCCAAGAGCAGCCUAGAAGGAUAGUGACUGAUUCGAUGUACGAUUAUGUGUACGGAACUUCGCCUGUGAUCGCUGCUUUGAAGGCAAACAAGAGAACGCAUUUUGGAACAUUGUAUGUGUACAACCCCAAGGACAAGCACGAGGAAAUCUUGGAGCUGCUUCAGGCGAGAGGAGGAAAGCACAAGUUGGUGGACUCUAGGGGAGAGUUGUUCCAACUGGCUCAAAAUAAAGCCCAUAACGGUUAUGUUCUCAUGUGCAAUCCCCUGAUGCCUUUGGAGAUUAGAGCUUUGGGAAAAUCUUCGGCAGAGACCUACUCUAUCGUGAAGCAGGAGGUUGGAGAGAGUGUCACCGAAGAGUGCCCGGUUUCAAGAGAAACUGCUAAACAUCCUCUUGGUAUAUAUCUCGAUGAAAUUUCAGAUCCGCACAAUUUGGGGGCAAUCCUGAGAUCUGCAUAUUUCCUUGGUGCGGAUUUUGUCGUGCUUUCGGAUAAAAAUUGCGCACCAUUGUCGCCAGUCGUCUCCAAGAUCAGUGCUGGUGCCAUGGAAUUCAUGCCAAUCUACACGUCUCCCAAACCGGUCGAUUUUUUCGAAAGGAGUCAGGAAAAUGGCUGGAAUAUCGUUUCUACCGUGGCGCCACAUGCUGCUAACAAAAAUUACGGAAAUAUGAUAAAACCUGCCCAUUUGCAUCAUCUGGUUGCGGAUGCACCAACCCUGCUGGUGGUGGGAUCGGAAGGUGAAGGAAUCCGCACGAACCUGAAAUCCAGAAGUACCCAUCUGGUCGAGUUGCGGAGUCCCAGAACUGAUCUUGACGAGUCAGUUGACUCGUUGAAUGUGAGCGUAGCCACUGCUUUGUUGUUGCAAAAUUUGUUGCAGUAA